AACGUUAAACCCUUUAUCGUGUCAUAUGUUGCAUUUCUAGCAUUAAAGUUUUGGUCUGAGCAGUUAAUGUUGAUUUACAUGAUUGGAAAUGACUGUGAUCGGGCUCAAUACUGCCUCUCGGGUUUCCCAUGAUGCAUCGCUUUAUUUUGUCUAGUAGCUCAGGGAGAUGAUAGAAAACUGACACAGCCACCCCCGAGCCACCCUCCCCUCUCACCCGACCGAGGCGAGCCACUGACGGCAUCACCAACAUGACCCGCAAGGCAGAACGCACUUAGCCGGUGUGGCUAGUCUGUUUAACCAUCUACAACCGUUUUCAGGACACUCGACGCGCGCAUAUUUUAGCCAUAAGCUAGCUUGUUUGCGGUUCUGUUAACUGGACAGCUCCUCCCUGGACAGCAGCCGCACACAACAUUAGCUACAAGGACAGCCUUUGUGAUGACCGUACCGAAUGCAGUCCAGGCAUCCAGUAGUGCUCAGGUUGUGAGACUGGUGUGUGGACAUAAUCAGCCAUGGCAUCAGCAAAUGUCACGCUGGAAAAUCAGCUGCAGAGUGCACAGAAGAACCUGCUCUUUCUCCAGCAGGACCACGCCAACACACUGAAGGGCCUUCAUGCAGAGAUCCGCAGAUUACAACAGCAAUGCACAGACCUGACAUAUGAGCUGACUGUGAGAAGCUCUGAUUCCACAGACAGCAGUGAGGUCCGAUGCAAGGAGCUGCAGAGGAGGUGUGAGGAGCUGGAGGCCCAGUUGAAGAAGAAAGAGGAGGAGAACACAGAGCUGCUCAGAGACCUUGAGCAGAAGAAUGCCAUGAUCUCUGUUCUGGAGAACACCAUUAAGGAGAGGGAGAAGAAGUACCUGGAGGAGCUGAAGAUGAAGAGCCACAAGCUGGCUGUUCUGUCUGGGGAGCUGGAGCAGAGAGCAAGCACCAUUGCAUACCUUACCUCACAGCUGCAUGCCACCAAGAAGAAGCUGCUAGCUGGCAGUUCGUCUGAGGCCAGCCCCAACGUCAGUCCAGUCACUUCAUAUAAGCCCACACCUCCUCCGGCCAAGGACAGGCAGCCUGAGACUCCACGGCGUCGCAUGAAGAAGAGUCUCUCCCAGCCUCUUCACCCAGAGCUGACCGAGGUGUAUCGGCUUGGCCCUGACGGUAGACGUCUGGUUUUACGAGAGACGGUGGACGCCAUGCCCGACCCCACGCCCUUCCUGCAGGCUGGAAGAGAUUCACCUGAACCGCAGGUGGUGCGAGAGCGGCCUGCUGUUAUACCUCCUAUUGCCUCUGAGCGCUCCCCCAUCUCUCCCCUGGGUGCUAUGGCCAGUCCUCGUCACAGCCCCGCCCGGGACCGUCAGUACAGGGCUCAUGUAGGCGUGGCACACCGCAUCCCUCACGGUACCCCUCCCCUGGCCCCGCCGCAAGCAGAGCUGGAGACACUGGCAGUGGACCAGGUCAAUGAGGAGAAGGUUGUGCGAAAGCGUUCGGGAGCUGACAGGACAGUUUAACACUGCAACGCUAACACGCACAUAAAACACACACACACAUCUACUGUAUACACACUACACUGCAAGAGCAGGAAGGAGCCUGACCCACUGUGUAGCCCGCUUUUUAUGCAACACUGCAAUAUAAAGGAAAAUACAAAAUGAUCAUUUUGUUCAUGGUAUUCCAUGCAGACUUUUCUUUAUAUACAUUAGAAAUAUAAAGCAUGCCAAAUGUUUCUUAUUCACGGCCCGUUGUUGAUCUUGUAUUAUACACAUGUUGACUUUCACAUCAUUCUGUCUCAUGUGGUGAGAAAAACAAACUCUCAGCCAAAUAUCUGCAUCAGUGCCUGCUUGACUGGGUCAACCAUACACAAGCUGAGUAGUGUAGUAAUGGCUAAUAGUUACCUUUACGUAUCUCUGUCUGCUCCAUCAAGUCAAAUGUACUCCGGACAUAUCAACAAACUAUAUAAACAACAUGUCUGCAGCUUCAUAGAGGGUAAAAUUUAAAUUAUUAAACUAAUCCCCCCCCUCCACUUUUAUCUUCUUUUAUAUCAGUUUAAUAACGUUACUGUAGGUACAAGCUACAUAAUGUGCAAUUGAAGUUUGCUGUUGAAAGGUGAAAGAGCUUUAAAUUCCCCUUUCUGUUGUUGAAUAAAUGCAGUAUGAAAUGAA
Messenger RNA from Acanthopagrus latus (yellowfin seabream), 2144 nucleotides. It is a transcript of the gene ccdc92, whose product is annotated as coiled-coil domain containing 92. The record is from RefSeq and is a predicted model, not a curated record. The transcript has 5 exons. Bases 510 to 1496 code for a protein of 328 amino acids. NCBI's taxonomy places the organism in Eukaryota, Metazoa, Chordata, Actinopteri, Spariformes, Sparidae.